Molecule: messenger RNA, 2116 nt
Organism: Sycon ciliatum
Lineage: Eukaryota; Metazoa; Porifera; Calcarea; Leucosolenida; Sycettidae
Product: golgin subfamily A member 6-like protein 26
Exons: 2
Coding region: 120-1469 (449 amino acids)
Cellular component (GO): kinetochore; Ndc80 complex
Source: RefSeq, a predicted model, not a curated record
CUUCACCUUCUCUUCCGAGCAAUGUUUACAAUUAUUCGUUUUUGUUGGAAUAGAACUGUGUAGCCUGCUGGUGGGAUUAGCCUCGCCGUGAAGUAAAUAGAACUGUACGCUUUUUGAAGAUGACGACGUGCAAACUUACCACGGAUGACAUCCUGCUCACUGUGCGAGCCCUGAUGGGAGACAAAGAGAACUGCCAGUUCACUGUGAAUGACUUGAAAGAGCCAACCAGCCAAGUGUUUAUACCCAUACUGAGCGAGAUUUCGGAACGUAUCCUGGACGUGCCUAUACCCAAGAGCCUGCCUUUUGCCGCCGCACAGAUCCUGGAUCACCCGCACCUAUACGAGGAACACACGUUGAGGCUACGGCUGCUCAAAUGCUUAAAAUUGUGUUGUAAAUAUGCUCUGGUGCCGUUUCCCGUAGAUAUGGGAGAUCUAAUCAUGCCCGAACGCAAGCGCACACGCAUCAUAAUGAACUGCCUGAUCAACUACUUGCGCCAUUGCAUGCAAAACGACGAGAAGCUGCAUGACAUCGAGAAGAAGCUGACAGUGCUCCGCAAAGAGAGUUCUGCCAAAGAAGAGCGUCUGCGUCGUCUUCAGGACCAGCUCGCCGCGCUGGAAGAGGAGCGGCGAAGUGACGAACCGGAGAUGUUUCGCCUGACAGAUAUCGCUGCACAACUGCAGGCAGACCUGGAGCAUUUGAACCUGCACCAGAGUGAGCUGCGUGCCAACUUGCUUAAACUGAAGGAAAGCAGCGCCGCUCAGCAGGUGAAGCUUGAAGGUCAGCGGGUGGAUAACGCCAAGAGCAAGCAGGCCAGCGAGGACCAGAGAGCACACAUCGUCGUCUCGCCGGACCGUCGCAAGGCGCAGAUUGCAGAGCUAGGCCAGGAAGUGGCCGAGCUGCGAAGGCAGGCGGCGGCGCAGGGCGAGCGUCGUCAGAACUGCCUGCACCACCGCGGCGAGCUGCAGAAGCUGGUGGCCGAGGUGUCGGUGCAGCGUGAGCAAGUCACCAAGCUGAGCGAGCAACAGCAGGGCAUGGUGGGAAUGGAGCGACACAACACCAACAUGAAGACGGACAUGGACGACCUGCGGCUGCAUCUAAAGCGCUUGACGCUGCAGAUGCAGAGCCUGAAAGAAGAGCAGGAGCAAGAGAUGGAGCGGUUUACGCGCCAGCAGCAGCAUGUGCGAAUGCAAUGUGAGAGUGUGCGUCAGCGCAUACAGCAACACCAGGAGCAGGAGCAGCAGAUCAUGGCGGACGUCGAGCAUCAGGUGUGCGAGAGUCACAAAUAUCUAGACGCCUGUCAAGAGGUCGAAUCGGAAAUUGCUGAUCUGGAAGAAAAGCAACAGGAAGACCUGGGGAAGAUGGAAGGGGUUUUCGACCAGCUGGUGUCUCAACUUGAGCUUGUCACGGCACAGGAGAAGGAGGUGUUCGAGUCGUUUGUAGCAGCCAACACUGAGAAACCAACUGAGUAGCAUGCCAUUGCUGCACACGAACAUUGCUGUGGUUGAAUAGCUUUUUCUUCUUCUUCUGGUGACAAUUUGCACUCUGCUGAAACAGCCAUCCCGGACUAUAUCAUCUUUGAAACUAGCAAGCAAUCAUUCCCAUAAAACUUAGGCCAUUCACAAUCACAAGAUACGUGUACAUAACGCCAUUGUUUGUGUGUAGGCAUACACAUUCAUGCACUUACUGGCAACACCGUGAUGACCGCCCGCAGCACUUUGCUGCCACUUCUGCUGCCAGAGAUAUCAUCUUCUGCUGGUACAAGCACAUUCAAUCUCAUAAAACCUAGGCCAUUCACGAAACACUUGUUGAUCUUCAUGAACAUAUAAAUCUGCGUGUACCAUCAUAGCUUGAGUCAUGACACUAACUCUCUUCACAUGUCUAGAAUGUUACAAUUGUAUCCAUAUAUUAUGCUAAGUCUGUGUUUUUUUAUUAUUUCAUUAGAAUUCUAUACUCUUGUAUUUUGCUGCGAAGCGUGCGUUUUCGAGGCACUUUAGUAGAUCUGUGUUCAUUUUAGCAAGAGCACUACUUAUGCAUGUACACGUAUUAUAAUCUGCACUGUACUCGCUGUUGGCAUCAACAAACAUGGCUUGAGAAAGAAUCAUUCCGAUUGACUUCA